AUGCAAUUGACUAACUGGUACUACAAGAAGCACGACAGCAACACCUGGGUUCCAUCUCACGACCUUGACAGCCCAACAACCGAAAUUUUUGUCGACUUAAUGCAUAGCGGUGUCAUCCCGGAUCCAUUCCAAGAAAUGAACGAAAAACACCUUCAAUGGGUUGGCCAAGUCGACUGGGACUAUAGAUCAACUUUUAAAACUCCAAGGAGCAGUAAAAAGUCUCUGUUGAGAUUUGAGGGUCUUGACACCUUUGCGACAGUCCGCCUCAACGGUACUAUAAUCUUGGAAAAUGAAAACAUGUUCGAAGAACAUCUGAUUGAUGUCUCCAAUUAUAUCAAACAUGAUGAUUAUAAUAAUAAAUUGGAAAUCACCUUCUAUUCUGCCGAGAAUAAGGGGCAUGAACUGUUGAAAGAAAGUGGGAAAAGCGAACCUCCUUAUGCUUGGAAUGGUGACCGGACCAGAGUUUUAAUUAGAAAGGCAACCUAUCAAUAUGGCUGGGAUUGGUCCCCAAUUUUGAUUAGCUGUGGUCCUUACCGUAAGAUUGAUCUCAUUCAAUUCGAAGACAAAUGGUUGGAUAAGCGUAAUGUUUACUUCCACACUGCAUUCGACAAUGACCUAAAAUGUAAAUUUGACAUCGAGAUCGAGCAGGACGAUUAUAACAAGGACAUUGAGGCCAUUGAAGUAAAAGUUGUCGAUGCCGAAGAAAACAUUGUCUGUCAAUCAAUCUCAAAAAAUGGUUUAACUGUCAAUUUCAACCAAAAAUUCAAAUUAUGGAACCCAGUUGGUCAUGGUAAUCCAUAUAUGCACCGUGUUAUAAUUACGGUUCCAUCCACUGGGCAAAUUAUUGAAUUUCCUUAUGGGUUCCGUAAAGCCGAAUUGGUAGAGGAGCCUGUUCCUGGUGAAGAUGGAACAUCUUUCUACUUCAGAAUUAACAAUAUUCCAGUGUAUAUUUCUGGUGUAAACUGGAUCCCACCAAACUGUUUCCCCACAGUUAAGCAAGAUUAUCCACAAACCUUACAAACCAUCAUUGAUGCUAACAUGAACAUGGCAAGAGUUUGGGGUGGUGGUGUUUACGAAUGUGAUGAGUUCAUGUCAACCUGUGAUAAAAUGGGUAUACUAGUAUGGCACGAUUUCAUGUUUGCCUGUGGUCAAUAUCCUGCAGACCCUAAGUUCAGACAGACUAUUGAAAAUGAAGCACGUACCCAGUUAAAAAGAUUAAACAAGUAUUGCAGCAUUGUAGCAUGGGUUGGAAACAAUGAAGACUACCAACUUGCAGAGAGUUACAAUUUACAAUGGGAUCGUAAUGACAACAGCGGGGACUACACAAACACUAACUUCCCUGCUAGAACAAUAUAUGAGGUAGAUCUACCAUCAUAUGUUUCCAAAUGGACAGACAACGUUCCUUAUCACCCCGGUUCACCAUUCAGUGGCGGCGACCACCCAACUAGUGACUUAUUGCGGGGUGAUCUUCAUCAGUGGAACGUCUGGCAUGGUGAUGAACGUCCUUAUCAAGACUGGGAUGAUUUAGCUGGUAGGUUUAUAUCUGAAUUCGGUAUGUUAUCAUAUGGAAGCGAGAAAAUGUAUAAGAAAUACUGCGCUUCUGACCUCCAUCCACAGAGCGAGGUUAUUCGCAUGCAUAACAAAGCAAGUGGUGGUGAAGACAUUCUCCUCAAGUAUAUUGUAUUGAAUUUCAGACUAGGCGACAUGACCCUAGCAAACAUGGUGUUUUUGUCUCAGGUAAUGCAAUCUGAUUGUAUUGCCCUAGCCUACAAAGUUUUCAGACGCAGAUGGAGCAAUAAGAGAUGCGGUGGUUGUCUAGUCUGGCAAUUAAAUGACUGCUAUCCGGUUUCGUCCUGGGCAGUUAUUGACUACCUUCACAUUCCAAAACUAGCUUGGUACGCUAUCAAGAGAGAAAGCGAACCUCUAACUUUGGCCAUAAACAGAAAAUCACUAGGCAGAAGUGAAGCUGAUCAAUUGCGUGAUGCCGACCAUAAGCUCGAUGCUUGGUUUGAGAACCUUGAGGUUUGGGUUGCAAACUCUACCCUUGAAACUCGUAAAAACCUAAUCGUUGAAAUUGAGCUAUACAACGUAGGAUCUGGAACCUUGCACAAAAAGUUUUCAAUACAAGUAGACGCUGCAGCUAACGAUAUUACGGAACUCGGUGACAUUAAAGGACUCCUAAACCUAGAGAAUAACAAGUUUAUCGCCAAGGGUAAAUUGCUCGAAGAUGGGAAAAUUAUAGCUAGAACUUCCGACUGGCCUCAGCCAUUGAAGUACGUUACUUUCGACUAUGAAGCAACUAUCGAGCUCUCUUGGAUUGACGAAGAAGAACACAUUUUGGGUGUCAGCGCAAAUAGACCAGUGAAAUCACUCCAACUUUCUAUACCAACUGAAGAAGAUGAAGAAAUUGUUCAAUUCUCGGAUAACGGGUUCGAUGUAUUCCCUGGAGAUCUGCACCCAGUAAAGAUAACGUCCGAAGGUACUCCAGCGCUAGUAAGCUUUGUGGUCACCAAGUACCUAUAA
Molecule: messenger RNA, 2523 nt
Organism: Eremothecium sinecaudum
Lineage: Eukaryota; Fungi; Ascomycota; Saccharomycetes; Saccharomycetales; Saccharomycetaceae
Product: HGR116Cp
Exons: 1
Coding region: 1-2523 (840 amino acids)
Biological process (GO): glycoprotein catabolic process
Molecular function (GO): beta-mannosidase activity
Source: RefSeq, a predicted model, not a curated record